Doryrhamphus excisus (bluestripe pipefish) is the source of this 1421-nucleotide messenger RNA. RefSeq lists its product as uncharacterized. Gene Ontology annotation, cellular component: cytoplasm. The record is from RefSeq and is a predicted model, not a curated record. Gene Ontology annotation, biological process: ubiquitin-dependent protein catabolic process. Lineage: Eukaryota; Metazoa; Chordata; Actinopteri; Syngnathiformes; Syngnathidae. Gene Ontology annotation, molecular function: ubiquitin protein ligase activity.
UAAAGCGAGCGUGAGUGAAGAAGUGACGGUUUGCAGCAUGUCCGUCAGUUGGCACGUAAACACGAGCCUGUUGAUUAUCUUUGUUAGCCCAUUGGAACGUUGCCUGCUUUAAUGGACUCAGAUGAACAAGCUGAAGUCUUUCCGGCACAUCCGAGGCCUUCGGGUGCAGACGAAGAAGACGAGGAGGAGGAUGAUGAUGCAAAGAUCUUCAACGCCUGGAUGCAGCGGUACCGGGGUGGACAACAGAAGAACAAACCGGAAGAGGACGCGGACAAUGAAGCGGAUGAAAGAGCUGAAAGCAGGAACAACUCGGAGUCUGCAGUCCGUCUUCAAUCAAAGCGCCGCUCAUCACUGCCGUGUCUGGCGCCCCAGUCCACCAUGCAGCUGGCUCAUGUCCACUCCUGCACCCAGACUCCGGUGACAGCCGGGACCCUCUUGCGGCGAUCGUCCUCUCGCCGACUCCUCCCAUCACAGCAUGAUGCUGCUUCCAAUGCGCCUGUGGCCGAGCGAAGGUCCUCCCUCAUACCCACAAUCCCCGAGUGCAUUAUGCCUGACAGAAAGACUCAGUUCAGGAGACGCAACGCCAGCUCUCUGAGUGAUGCAGACAGCACGUGUCGAAUAUGCCGCAAUACCCUCAACCAAGGUUCCGGUGGCCUCCGAGAGCUGCAGUGCACACACACGUUCCAUCGAGAGUGCAUAGAGGAAUGGUUAUGGAAGAAACAGUUGUGUCCCACAUGUAACAUCCAAGUCUUGACGCCACAGCAGGGGGACUACUGGAGCUCCACCAAGGUCAGUGUGCCUUGAGACCCCCGAGACCACCCCUGAGACCAGACUCACUAAUCACUGAGACACCGGGUGGGUGGGUUGAUAUUAAUAAAUGAAUAACUUCAUUGUUUGUAAUAUCAUUUUGAAUCAAGUUAGACCGAAAGACUGAAUUUUCCUUCCCUGGAGAAUGUGGAGAAGGUUUCCUUGGAUUGACGGGCAAACUAAAGAAGAGACGGAAUAGUGGCCAAGUGGACUUCGGCCCAACUCCUGUGAUGAAUCACUUUAGUGUAACUUUAUUUUAUUUUAUUUUCUUUUCUAACAACAAUCAUUUUGCCCUAGACCAGUGAUUCCCAAAGUGUGGGCCGCGGCACCCUGGUAGGCCGUGGUGGUACUGCAGGUGGGCCAUGAGAGGUCAUAAAAAAUAUGAAAAAAAAUUAUUUUUAUUGUAAAAUAUUUAUUGCACGAUUUGAAAAAAUAUUUAUAGGCCUAAGUAAUAACCUAUUGAGGGUUAUUGACCUGUCACAAUAUUUUAGGAACCUUCUACAGUUUAUGAUUGGAACGUAGCUCUCUGGUCAUCAUGACAGUUUUGAAUGCAGUUAUGAAAAGUAUGAGAAUUAAUACUUGUAUUAAAGUCUUGUGUGUACACCACACAUUAA